Messenger RNA from Colius striatus (speckled mousebird), 6316 nucleotides. It is a transcript of the gene MCM3AP, whose product is annotated as minichromosome maintenance complex component 3 associated protein. The transcript has 28 exons. The coding region runs from base 34 to 5553 and encodes 1839 amino acids. The record is from RefSeq and is a predicted model, not a curated record. Gene Ontology annotation, cellular component: nucleus; transcription export complex 2; cytoplasm. NCBI's taxonomy places the organism in Eukaryota, Metazoa, Chordata, Aves, Coliiformes, Coliidae. Gene Ontology annotation, molecular function: nucleic acid binding. Gene Ontology annotation, biological process: mRNA export from nucleus.
CGCUCCCCGCCCCGCCGGGAAGAGGCGGCGGCCAUGAAUGCCGGGGGUCCGUUCCGCGGGCCGCCCGCCUUCCCGCCGCCGCUGCGCUUCGGGCAAGCCGCCGUUUUCGGGCAGGGCGGCGGCACCGCCGGCCUUCCGUUUGGCCCCGGGCCCGCCGCAUUCGGGCCGCCCUACGGGCUAGGCCAGGCGCCGGCCUUCGCGGCGGCGGGCAGCGGCGGGGCCCCGGCGGGCAACGCGCGGUUCAGCUUCAAGCCGCCCACCAACUUGGGCGGCUUCCCGGGGCUAGGCGAGGGGCCGGGCGGCGGCGGCGGCGGGGCCUUCGCGGCGCCCGAGUUCCGCUUCAAGGCGCCGGAAAGCGCCGGCGCCUUCAAGCCGCUGUCGGGCGGCGAGGCGGAGAAAGGCCCCGCCGCCCCCGCCGCCUUCACCUUCUCGCCGCCCUCCGGCUUCGCACCCGAGGCAGGCCCGGAGGCGGCGGCGGCGGGGCCUUUUUCCUUCUCGCGCCCCGCCGCGGCUCUGGGCCGGCCGGAGGAGAAGGGCCCGCGGCCGCUGUUCGAGGAGGCGGGAGAGCCGGCGCCCAAGGGCCUGAAGCGGAAGGAGGAGCGGGAGCGGUCGCCGCGGCGGGCAGCGGCGGGCGGGCGGGCAGCGGUGGCGCCGCCGGAGAAGCGGCCGGUGGUGCUGAGCCGCCCCCGCGGGGGGGCGCUGUUCGGGCGCAUGCUGCGGGAGGUGCUGCGCAGCCAGGGCCGCGCGCACCGCGACCGCGGCGACGCCGAGGGCGAGCGGGGCCCCGCCGAGGAGCCGCCGCCGGCCGAGCCCCGGGAGCCGCCUCGCGAAGAUGCGGCCCCCGCAGCCCACGCCCGGCGGGCGCGGGGUGACAGCGUGGAGGGGCCGGGGGGGCCGUCGUCCGGCGAGCUGACGGCCAUCCAGUGCAAGAACGUGCCGGACUACCUCAACGACAGGGCGGUGCUGGAGAAGCACUUUGGCCAGUUCGUGAAAGUCCGACGGAUCAUGACCAGGCACAACAAAAAGAUGGCCAUUAUUCACUUUUUUGAUCAUGCCUCUGCAGUUCUUGCCAGGAAAAAAGCAAAGGAGCUGCACAAAGACAUAGUCACAUUUUGGCAAAAGAAGAAAACAAGUCCAGCAAAAAGAGAAUUUUCAUCUAAGGAGAAGAAAGCAGGGGAUGAUGAGGGACGGCCAAGCAGCGAAGAGCAGAACUAUCAGCAUUCCCCACUUCGAAAACCUUUAAUAAGAUCCUCUGCUGGCAGUGGUGUGACUGGUAAAAGUUCUCCAGCAAAGAAGCCUGGUCUCCGAAAGGUGCUGCAGUUGGAGGCAGAUAUGUUUGAUUCCAGUGCUGAAGUGCAGAGCUCGGAGGCCCUGGGAGCUUCAUUGUCAUCUCUCAGUAAUCUGGUAGGAGUAGUGGCUGAGACAUCUGAAGAAAGAUACCGUCUUUUGGACCAAAGAGACAAAAUCAUGCGACAAGCUCGGAUAAAAAGGACUGAUCUUGGCAAGGCAAAAACUGUUGUUGGCACUUGCCCAGACAUGUGUCCUGAAAAGGAGCGCUACAUGAGGGAGACAAGAAACCAGCUCAGUGUCUUUGAAUUGCUCUUAGGAUCUGACAAGGUAGAUCAUGCGACAGCCAUCAAGGAAUACAGCAGGUCUUCAGCAGAUCAGGAGGAACCUUUGCCCCAUGAACUGAGGCCCUCUGAGGUGUUGAGCAUGACCAUGGACUAUUUAGUGACAAAUAUUAUGGAUCAAGGGGAAGGAAACUACCGAGAAUGGUAUGACUUUGUCUGGAACAGAACUCGUGGAAUAAGAAAGGAUAUAACCCAGCAACAUCUCUGCAACCCACUGAUGGUGUCUCUGAUUGAGAAGUGCACUCGCUUUCACAUCCAUUGCGCUCACCACUUGUGUGAAGAGCCCAUGUCCUCCUUCGAUGCCAAAAUCAACAAUGAGAACAUGACUAAAUGCCUGCAGAGCUUGAAGGAGAUGUAUCAGGACCUGGCUAACAAGGGGAUUUACUGCAAGAGUGAAGCAGAGUUCAGAGGUUAUAAUGUCUUGCUGAAUCUCAACAAAGGUGAUAUUCUCAGGGAAGUACAGCAGUUUCAUCCAGAGGUUCGAAACUCUCCUGAAGUUAGAUUUGCAGUUCAAGCUUUUGCUGCAUUAAAUAGCAACAACUUUGUGAGGUUUUUCAAGCUAGUGCGAGAAGCUUCCUACCUGAAUGCCUGUAUCUUACACUGUUAUUUCAGUCAGAUUCGCAAAGAUGCUCUCAAAUGUCUCAAUGUUGCCUACACUGUGAGCACUCAGCGCUGCACGGUGUUUCCCUUGGAUCACCUGGUCCGCAUGCUGCUCUUCAAAGACUCUGAGGAGGCCGCCGACUUCAUAAGUUACUACGGUCUGAGCGUGUCUGACGGUGCCUAUGUGGAGCUGAACCGCUCAGCUUUCCUGGAGCCAGAUGGAUUGCCCAAGCCACAUAAGUCCAUAUUUGUCAGCCAGAAGCUAACCAUCUCGGUUGGGGAAGUUGUCAAUGGUGGGCCCCUGCCCUCUGUGCCUCACCACGUGCCUGUGUCCAGCUUCAACGGACAGAACAAGUACACAGGUGGAAGCACUGCUGUGGAUCAAGCUGGUAGCUGCCAAAAAUCCAGCAUGGAAGCAACAGAAGGAAGAGCGGAAAGCAAAGGUGUGGAUUUAGAUGCUGCUGCUGUAAGAGCCCAGCCCCUCACUCACCUCCUGCCCUCGCUACUACCUCGUCAGCUUACGCCUGUGCUGUCUGCUGCACAGGCAGUCUCCCAACCUGCUGGGCAACCUGAGCCUCUCUCUACAAAGCCUCAGCCCAUCUACACAGACACAGACAUCGCCGAGGUGGUGGACGGGCUUGUGCAGGACGUCCUCAAAGGAGAGUGUAGAGAAGUUGGCAGAGCAGGAGCAGAUUACGUCACUGCUGCCAUCUGCACCUCGGAGGCCACUGUGGAGGAACUUGUGACUGAAGUGAUGGGGGAGAUCCUCAGGCGAGUGUCUGGAAGCGUGCUGAGCACAGAGAGGGAGCGUGUCAAAGAGGAGAGGCGCAGAGUGGAGGAAGAGAGGCAAAAGCAGGAAAGAGAGCAGUUAAUCAAACAGUUGAGCCAGUUGGUGGGUAUGGAGUUAAUGGAAGAAGUAAUAAAGGAGAGCAUUCAAGAAGCUUCAGAGAAUGAGUUAAAACAUGCUAUAGAGAGAGACCGCCAAGCACGGAUUGCCCGCUGCUCAGAGGAAGUCUGUGGCCAUGUCAUGGACCUCUUCCUGGAGGAGGAGAUUUUCCAGAUUGCCAAGGAAACCCUGCAGGAACUCCAGUGCUUCUGCAAAUACUUGCAGCGGUGGAGGGAGGCAGUGGCAGCUCGAAGGAAGCUGAAACGUCAAAUGAGGGCGUUUCCAGCUGCUCCCUGCUGUGCAGAUCCCAAAAACCAACUGAAGGCCCUGUCCCCCAGUGCUGAGUGGCCUAUAGCCAUGGAGAACUUGUGCAAGAGAAUUGUAAACCUGGGGAACGGAGGAAAGCUGGGCAUUUCUUGCACAAGGUUAAAUUGGCAGAGAAAAAGAACAGUGCAUGAAAUGAAAGUUCAGCACUUCUACCAGCAAUUGUUGAGUGAUUUAGCUUGGACCCCCCUGGAUCUCAUUGCACUAAUCACUGAACACAUUCCAGUUCAACAAGAACAGGUUUUUUGGAAGGCGCUGUUGGUUUUGCCAAAUGAUGAUGAAUAUGCAGAGGAUGAUCCCAACAAGGUACUGGUGGAUUGGUUGAAAGCUAAAUUUAUGGGAGACAAAAGCUGGAAGAAAAACUCUCUUCAUACAGAAGGCAGAAUUCAAACUCUCACGUUAUUUAACUCUGCUGGCAUGCAAGGCAGCAGAAGCAUUAAAAUCAGUGUGUGUGUCAAGGUGGCACACGGUGCACUCUCUGACUCUGAGCUUGACAAGGCUGAGACACAAAAGGACUUGCUUGGAACCAGUGGCCUCAUUCUCCUCCUGCCCCCUCGAGUUAGGAGUGACAGUGUUGCAGAAGAUGAUGUUUACUGGCUUUCAGCUUUGCUGCAGCUCAAACAAUUGCUUCAGGCCAAACCUUUCCACCCGAUAGUUCCUCUGGUGGUUCUAGUCCCUGGUCAGGAAGAAGAGGCCACUGAGAAAGAGGUAGAAGAAGGUUUGAUGCUGCAGGACUUGAUUUCAGCCCAGCUCAUCUCCACCUACACCAUUGUUGAGCUCUCAGGUUCUAUCAAUGACUUACAAGGCACCAGAAAGAUCUCUGCAGCUGUGGGCUGGCUGGUUUCCCAGUGCCCUGACUCCCUCGAGCUCUGCAGUCAGACCCUUCGGGAGUAUGUCGAGGAUGGGAUUGAUGGUGAAUUUGGCAAACGCUUCUACCGUGACUGGAAGGAGAGGCGUUCAGCUGGCCUGCCGUCCCAGGAGCCUGGGGCCAUUAUAGAGCUGUACAACACUGUGCUGCAGUUUCUUUCAGAUGUGGCAUCCUCAGAGCACCUUUGUGACUUGUCUUGGCCUGUUACAGAGUUUUCAGAGCCUGGGGGUAACAAACUGUUGCCCCACCUGCAGUGGAACACGCCUGAUCACCUGGCCUGGCUGAAAAAGGCGGUGCUGUCCUUCCAGAUCCCGUACCUCGAUCUGCCUCCCUUAGGUGCUCCUUGGCGUCCUGUUUGCCGCAUGAUUUGCCAGUAUGUGUCUCAGAUUGCUAGUUCUUCCCACACUCAACCACUGAUCCAGUCUCAAGUGGAGAAUUUGCUGAGCAAAACUUACCAGAAGUGGAAAAACAAUACAUCUGGGAACUCUGAUGAAGAUGGACCUUCUGUUGAUGAGAUCCCUUGGGAUGACCUCCUGGCAGUCUGCAUUGAUCAUAAACUGAGAGACUGGAAACCACCCAAGCUGCCUAUUGCUCCAGAAGCAGUAAGUGAAGAUGGUGAGAUUCGUGUGUACUUCUUCAAGGAGCAUCUAAAGAACUUCACUCUCCCUUUUUCCUGGGAGCAAGCCAGGCUGCGCACGCAGGAGGAGAUCCGGCGAGACCAGGAGAGGACAAGGGUAAAAUCUCCCAACUCUUCUAAGAAAACCUACAACAUGUCCAUGUUGCCACGUCCAUAUGGCUCUGGCCUCAGCACGCUCUCGGGUCCAGAGAAGAGCAUUCCCAGUGCGGAUGAAUUCACAGACAUGGCCUUGGCCCAGGAGUUACUCCCAGAACGUCUGUUGAUGCAGUUGCAACUGGAGAAAAUAGAAAGCAGGAGGUUUGAAGAACAGUUACAGCAAUGUCUAGCUGAGGACAUUGAGCCCCUCGGUGAUUAUGUAGGUCUUCCUCUUUACCUCCCCCAGUCUCUGGUCUCCACUCCAUCCGUCACCUGUCCAUUGAUGAAGAGUUCCACGACAUCUGCUCAGGAGGCUGAGACUCAAGAAGAGUGCAAACCUUUGGCAGAGGAGCAGAGACCCACGCUGUCAGACAGACUGAAACACUUGCAGUGGCUUCUCAGAGCAAACAAGGAGGGUGAAGCUGCCUCCGAGCUUCAUCUGUCUGCACUGGUGGACAUGGUGGAUAUCUGAGCAGGGCUGAGAUACCCAUGCAGGCCAAGAGGCCUUGGAAAGACCUCUGGGUCCACGAGAUUGACAAAGGAGCCUGUCGGGCACAUUCCAGAAGAUGCAGGUCUCUCAGGAGGAGGACAGAGUAGACGUGGGAUCUGGUCUCUUCUUGUGUACUGUGCCUUGUGGUGUCCCUUUGACUUGCUGGUCAGCUCUGACUGCUUGGAGACUCCCUCCUGUGCUGCUUCCCAGGCAUGGAGACGAGCCAGAUGCUUUUCUUGGAAGGCCUUGAACUGAUGCUUAGUUGUGAUUGUUCUUUCUGCCAGCUGUCAGUGUGGGUAAACAUUACUUCACCAGGAGAAAACUGUAAGGGAGUAGGGGCCCUGGGGAGCAAUUUGUUUUCAUAGACAAAACCCCAGUACUGCUGUCCCAGCUCUGCUUGCCUGCUUCCUGCAGGACUGCCUUCAGCGGGGCUUGAAGUGGCUGGUUUGUUGCUGGGAAGGUCAGUGCUGCUGUUCUCAGUAGGGUGACACUUGGCCCUGUGUUGUACCUGAUGCUGCUCAGUGCAAAUCCAGAAGGCGUUGUGUGCUGCUGUGCUCAAGUUUUAUUGUAUUGAAUAUUUGCAGCAUUAAAACCAGGUAGGUUGCUUAUUGUAGAGAUCAGUCAUCAUGCUAGAAAGAAGGUUAUGUUCUUCAGGGAACUGCAGUGGAGAAAGGGUUUUGCAUCUCUGGAAGAGCAGAUUACCUGCAGUCUCCUGUUUAAAUAAACUGUGCUUUUGGAAGUCGAA